Molecule: messenger RNA, 609 nt
Organism: Eublepharis macularius
Lineage: Eukaryota; Metazoa; Chordata; Lepidosauria; Squamata; Eublepharidae
Product: cryptic protein-like
Exons: 6
Source: RefSeq, a predicted model, not a curated record
AUGACUUGGGGACAAUACACUAGGUUUGUUUUAAUAGGGGCACUGGCCUUGCAGAAUAUCCACUUUGGAAAAGGCUACAAAGAGAAAGAACACAGUCAUAACAGUGGGGAAAGUGCUGAUGCUGCAGCACAAAAGCAUCGUACAAAAGACCAAGCCACAACAUUAAAUAUCUUCAACAAUAUGAAUCAGAACUAUGAGAGCAGAAAGCAACAAAACUCUAGGGCACUGGUUCCUUUCACUGGACUUACAGAAAGUAAAACACUUAACCGGCAUUGCUGUCAAAAUGGAGGGACCUGUAUCCUGGGUAGCUUUUGUGCAUGCCCCAAAUACUUCACUGGCAGAUAUUGUGAGUGGGAUGAACGGAAGAGCAACUGUGGCCCAUUUACACAUGGUGAAUGGAUACGAAAAAGUUGCCAGCUGUGUCGAUGUGGCUAUGGUGUUCUACACUGUCUAGCUGAUCAAACUCAAAACUGUGCUGUAAGAGAGGAAGAGGAAUUUAUUCAUUUGCGUUCAAAUUGCCUAGGAUUACAGCAAACAAUGUGUUUUUUUCUUAUCCUAGUGGCCUGCUUCUUCACAUUCUUUUGCACCAAACUCUUCUAGCAACUGUGA